This is a messenger RNA of Erythranthe guttata (spotted monkey flower), 911 nucleotides long. RefSeq names its product AT-rich interactive domain protein. Lineage: Eukaryota; Viridiplantae; Streptophyta; Magnoliopsida; Lamiales; Phrymaceae. The record is from RefSeq and is a predicted model, not a curated record.
UAUCUUCUCAUCCACACAAAUACAUACCACCCAAAUAAUUCCCCCCAUUCUCUCUCUCCUCUCUCUCACUCUAAGAGAGUAAAAAUGGCUCUCGCUAGUAGUAGCAGCAGCAGGAUCCUCUGCAACAGCGUGAACAACAACAGGAGACCGUGCUCCCAAAUCCUUCAAUAUCUGAACCCUUCAAGAACAUCAUCAUUAUCAUCACCUUUCACAGUAUCAGCGACUCCUAAGAAAACCUCUUCAUCCCCAAAAACAGGAAAAUUUGACAGCAAGAACAGGAGAACCAACCCUCUUACAACCCCUCAAGAACCUGAAACAGUUGAAUGGGCUCAAAUUGGUGGAGAUGAAAAAAACACAAGUUUUGCAGUUGACGAUGGCUUUGUAAUGCCUGACCUCCCUGGCCUUGAGCCCAACUUCUGGGAAGGCGCUCAGUGGGAUGGCCUUGGUUUCUUCGUCCAGUACAUGUGGGCUUUCGGCAUCGUUUUUGCGUUAACUGCAUGUGGGAUUGCUGUGGCUACAUACAACGAAGGAGCAACAGAUUUCAAGGAGACACCAGUUUACAAGGAAGCUAUUCAAUCUCGUGAUCUUCUUGAAGAACCAGAUGCAUCUAAACCAGAUGUUUUCGAGUCAAAUCCAACCGAAGAAGCACCUACUUUGGAGUAAUAAUAUAAAAUGGACUUUUUAAACCUAAUGUUGUGUGUGAAAAUACAACCACAAAGAAAAAGAUCAAUUGGGCAGGCAUUUGGGGAAUGUAGUAGCCCUUAUACUAUAAGUGCCUUUUUAUGUUAUUGUUACAAAAACACAAAUAUUAAAAGUAGUAUCAAGUAUUCCUUUGUACUUUAUCCUUUCUAAUUACGAUCCUGUUAUUUCGAAUAUUUGGAGAUGAAAGUACGUCAAAUAUGUGUUUAAUU